GAGAACAAAAAAAAAAAAACCUAAAUUAGCGGAAGAAAAAAAGAAGUUAAAACCGAAAGCGAAAGCAAGCUUGAUUGAUAUUUUGUGGGUUUCAAAGUUACAAGUUUUGAUUACGAACACGCAAGUAUAGCGUGAGAUCUUGAUUAGAGAGAGUUCUUGUAUUUAAUUAUUAGAUUCUUCAAUCUUGUUUCUGUAAAUUUCGGAUAUUUGAAAACAAGCAAAGAUGUGUAGUUUGGCUACAAAUCUGUUACUACCAUCGAAGAUGAAACCAGUUUUGCCAGAGAAACUGAGCACUAGCUCACUCUGUGUCACCACUAGAAGAUCUAAGAUGAAGAACCGAUCUAUUGUUCCUGUUGCAAGAUUGUUUGGACCGGCGAUUUUUGAAGCCUCCAAAUUGAAAGUAUUAUUCUUAGGAGUUGAUGAGAAGAAACAUCCAGCAAAACUUCCAAGAACUUACACUCUAACUCACAGCGACAUAACCGCUAAAUUAACUUUAGCUAUAUCUCAAUCCAUCAAUAACUCUCAGUUGCAAGGAUGGGCUAAUAAAUUGUUCCGGGACGAAAUAGUGGCCGAGUGGAAGAAAGUGAAAGGUAAAAUGUCGCUUCAUGUUCAUUGCCACAUUAGCGGAGGCCACUUCCUCUUGAAUCUCAUCGCGAAGCUUCGGUACUACAUCUUUUGCAAAGAAUUACCGGUGGUACUGAAAGCUUUUGUCCAUGGAGAUGAGUACUUGUUGAAUAAUCACCCUGAACUACAAGAAUCUCUUGUUUGGGUUUAUUUCCAUUCCAACAUACCGGAGUACAAUAAGGUCGAAUGUUGGGGCCCGCUUUGGGAGGCUACAUCACAGCACCAGCACGACGGAAAUAGGAACCGCAAAAAGAGUGAAAAUCUACCGGAGCUACCUUGCCCUGGUGAGUGCAAAUGUUGCUUUCCGCUGGUUAGCACGAUCCCAUGGUCUCAUCGUCAUUAUCAAAAUAGCGGAGCGGAUGAGUAUGUCGCGGAUGGCCUGUUUGGAAUCUCUAUACCUAACCCUGAGAAAUCAAAGGGAUAGAUCUAAUGUAAAUGUAUAAUUUCUUUUUCUUUGGUGGUUAGGAAAGUUAGAAGGAACAUAAAAGUCUAUUUGGUCGGUGUUAAGAGGGAAUGACAAUUGUAUAACAUUAGUCUCAGUAUUAUAAGUUCCUUCUGUAUUUGUUUUAUAAGGUGAAUAGUAUUAGACCCACCCACGUGUUAUACA
Messenger RNA from Arabidopsis lyrata subsp. lyrata, 1231 nucleotides. Its product is annotated as protein STAY-GREEN 2, chloroplastic. The transcript is spliced from 4 exons. The record is from RefSeq and is a predicted model, not a curated record. Lineage: Eukaryota; Viridiplantae; Streptophyta; Magnoliopsida; Brassicales; Brassicaceae. Bases 224 to 1048 code for a protein of 274 amino acids.